UCUUAAACAAAGGAUGGAUGUCUUGGUCUUUUUAUAGCACAGGUGUUUUCAUGAAGUUUCAUGUUGGAAACGUGGGAUUUCCAUCCAGAAAAUCAAUAGAAUUCUGUGAAAUAAUUUCUUCAGCUUAACUAGCUGGGUUAUUUGUUGGUUCAUACAGUAUACGUUCACAUCGUGUAUAUACGUACUUUAAACCGAAUGUUUGUUAGUGCUAGUUUGCAUUUUGAUACUUUCUUUGCAUCAUAUGAAAGUUUACUAGUUGGACUGUAGCCAAUAUCUCUUGAUGGCGGAAAGUUUCUUCGAUUUUCAUAAAGGGUGUGUAUUUUAUUCCGCUCGGGGAAAUAUUUUGAAGUAUCAGAAAAUUUGAUUUUAAACUAUGUGUUCACAAAUAAUGUGAUAUCUGAAAAUUUCAAGGACGAUAAGUUUUAAAAGAAAUGGCUAGUAUCUUCUUUCUGGAAAUUCAUGCACAGGGUCCCUGCGUUUGAUAUCCUGGACAUGGAAGGAUUGACGCAUCCCGAGGUUCUGCCCUGUUCUUCAACAUCGGACAGUAACUCUUCUACAGAGCAGCUGCAGAAUAGUCAACCUGAAAGUGAAAAUUCCGGAAAUAGUGCGCUGAACCAAGUAAAAAAUGACUUGAAAUUCAAGAUCCAGAAAAAGUACAUUCAAAAUGGCCAAGGGCCGUUGCAAAUUUCCUUUGAUCCACCUCCGACUUAUGAGUUAACAGAGGAGGAGAAGAAGAAACGGGAAAUAAGAAAAAUGAGAAACAGAAAAUCAGCCAACAUAAGUCGUGUAAAGAGGAAAAUCAAAGAGGAUAGUCUACAGAGGGAGGUGGACACUCUCGAAAACGACCAUAAAAAAUUGAAGAGAGAAAUUCAACAUUUGAAAGUGCUUAAAGAAAAAAUGAAAGAAGGUUUUAAGAAUCACUUGCUUCGGUGUCAAAUGGAGGGGAAGAAACUCCAACAACAAUAUGGAUCUGAAGGGUUACAAUCCUUAAAGAGCAACCUCAAGUUCCCAGUAAAUAGUAGGCCGCAUCAUAAUGGUGUACAUCUGUUCGCAAAAAUGUGUAGAACUGCUUCAAGUACGCAGGUGCAAACCUCCACUGACGAUUCUCAAACUUUGAGUCCAGAUUCGCCUAUAGAAGUAGAAAUGUACUCUAGACAGAGGAGCGAAGGAUUUGAUGCCAAUACAAUCCAGCAAUCUGUAAGCAGCAGUGUUUAACAGAAUUGGAAACAUCCAAUGAGACCCCUAUUGUCUUUCAUAUGACUUGAAAUUAUAUAAGAUUGUGACUUUUAAUUAUAUUGGAUCCAAAUAUCGUGUGAUAUUUGUGUAAUUGUUUGAUUAUAAUUUAUAAUGCUAGUGGACUUUUGCGAGAUGGGCUGACUUUUACAGUCAACGGCUGACUUUGACACGAGCAUAUAAUACGGAAACCUUUUCGUGACAUAUCCGUAUACAUGAAUAAGUGAUGAACCGAUACAAUGUACAGAAAUGGUCAAGUUGCCCAAACAUUAUAGAGUUGUUCCGGUUCAUUUCCAUACUCGUACACUUUCUAAAGUGUAAAGUCCAUGUGACCUAAUAUCCCUAAAUAGUUUAGGUCACCUGACCUAAUGCAUUUGGUCAGCAUCCGUCGUCGUGCGCGAACACUUGACCAUUCUUAACUUCUUCCUGAUAACUGCCUUUUUUUUUUCAAAUUUGGUAUGAAGCAUCUUUGGGACAAGGGGGUAUAAAGUAUAAAUUACAGGACUUCUGCACCCUCAGGGCCUUAAGGAUGGAGCAAAAAUUGACAAAUGUUAAAAAAAUCUUCCUUACAUCUGUAAGAAAAACUGAAUACAUAGAUCUGGUCAUGUAGAGAUGGAAAGCCUCUACCGAAAUUGUAAAUUUCUUGAUAUCCGGGGUAGAUGUUCAGACUCCAGGACGGGGCCAAACUAGGAAUUAGUAUUUAUGUGUUAACCAUUUAAAUAGCAUAGAUCUUCUUCAAUGCUAUGCCGUGGGCCUCUUGCUAGUUAAAUAUUUUAGAUGAAACAAUUCCAGUUCCAUGCCCGCCAAGCCCUGUUUUUAUAGAAUAGAAUAGAAUAUUUAUUCAACCAAGUUGGGUCCCCAGAGGAGCAUAAUGAUGUACAUUGACAAAGUCCAAAAUCACAGAAGCACAUGACAAAGGAAAACAAAGACAAUUGCACUGCAUGAUGAACAGAGAGUUAGCCAUCACAUCUAUCAAUGCAUAAUAAUCAACUAGCAUCUUAUACAUGCACAUAACUAUAUUGUACAUGUAUGUUGUUUUCUUGUUUUGAAAUUUACAAUUAAAUAUUGGCAUAAUAAAACAGCAAAAUCGAAUAAACAGAUCAGUAUUGUGAAGCAGUAUUAGGUUUGGAAAGGUUUUUAAUAUCUUAUUCAAAAAUUCUCCUCUAAGAUUAUUAUAUUAUAGUGGACAUUCAAGAAGAAAAUGCAAUUCAUCCUCUGUUGAACUUGAGAUACAGUGUUGACAGACUCUUUCACAUCUAGGAAGAAUUUAAUAUUUACCAUGGUUAUCAAUUUUUCUUUCAUAUCUGCCUGUUUCUAUCCGUAGACAAUGAUUACUAAUUCUGAAUUUAGUGAGAAUUACCCGAUUGUCUCGAGUUUUUAAAUUCAGGUAUUUUUCAAAAUUGAACAAACUUUUGUACUGAAAGUAUGUACUUAAUUUUCCAAAUCCUUGCAUAUAACUGGUACGAAUAUUUUCCCAAAGUUUGAGAAAUUGUUACGCAGUUGCUUUUUUAUGUACAAUUUAAAUUUAUUUUCACAUAAUUUUCUGCAGUGGGGCAAAUUGAUAUUUAGUUUUUCACUGUAGAAUAAUAUACUAGAAUACCAGUCACUGUUAAUGGUGACCUGCACUCAUUGAAAGCAGCCUGUAAUAGGUUUGAAGUUGAGUGUUCUAGUCUAUACCAGUACAUAAAUGUUUGCUUUAGCAUAUCAAUAUAUAAUGGAUACAUGCCCAGUGCAGAAUAGAUGCCUAUAUUUGUACAAGUUUUAGACACCCCCAUAAUAUAUUUACAGAUUUUCAUAUUUAGCUUUUCCACCUCCCACUCUUUGAAUAUAUCAAAAAGUGCGAGGUUUCUUCUUUUUGGGGUAACAUUAAUAAUGCUCCAAUUCUCACAACCAUACAAUACUAUGGGUUUAAUACAAUGAUCAAAUAUAUGUAUAUAAAAAAAAAAAAAUUAAAAAAAAAAAAAAAAGUUUUUAUACAGGGAUUAGCAGUUUUUAUAUCUCUGUAAAAUUUGAAGCAUGCCUUUAAGCUUUUUUGGUAUAACUGUUUCUUUGCUUCAAUAAACUUUCCAUUUAUAUAUCAGUAUUGAAAAUAUUAAUCGGAGACGGGGACCAGACUCAUGACUUUCAUAACGUACUAGGGUUACUUUUCAAUAUUUACGUACUUCAUAUUGGAUAGAAUGAAUAUAUAUAAAAAUCAACGGGGUUCGAUUUGACUGCUACCAAACAUGGCUAUCUCUACAAACGGAAUCAAUUGAAGAUAUGAGUUUUCGGUUCACAUGCGGCUUUAAGAAAUAUACUGGGAAAAUAUGUUAGGAAUUUUUUGAUAUUAUGAUGCAAGAAUACAUCGACAUGUGCCAUAAAUCGAAGGUUUUUAUAAUGGGUGGAUCUGUAGCUCUCUGGUAUGUCCAAAUAUUUUCCCAGAGAGCUGCAGAUGUGCAUUAGUGCAGAUGCACAUGUAAUUCCGAAUGUUUAUCAUGUUCUGUGUUGUACUUGUGUGUGUUUGAUUGAAUAAAGCUGUAUAAGACCUUCGUAUAUUUUUAUAAAAUAAAACGCAAAACUCCUGCAUAAUAAAUUUACAUUCGAUUUAUCAAGAUGCAAUUACUUUUUGUAAAGUUUAAACAAUGAAUCAUGGUAUCUGUGCGAGUUAAGAUUUUACACCCAGGUAUGCAUGCAAGCCUUGUGGUUUGAUGUUUUGAUAAUUGUCAGAUAAUGAAAGAAGUUCAAAUGAUUUGAAACGUAACAGGCCUACCGUAAUAAUAUUGUAACAUGCAGCGAUCUGAACACGCUCACCGUUGCUUAGAGAGAGACUCUACCAUAUCACUAGAUAAGCUAGUUCACUAGCGAGGCCGUAGAAAAUCCCUACAUACUGUCUGCUACACUUUCCCCCGCCCAGGGAAGCUUCGUCCCGAAGCUUAGCAUGGGUCUUCUCUGAUUUUUGGCACCUCUUCAGCAAAAGCAUCUGCCGUUCACGACGACAACCGUCGUUGUCCCAGGACGAAACCACGUGCGUAUAAGGACACACAGUCCCCGAGUUCCAAACGUACUCUACCUGAAGCAAGCCUCUGGACAGCCAAACACCAGAGUUAUUACACUGUCACCAUUUUGUAACGUGCUACGGUUUGAACAGACUCGCCUUUGCUUAACUUGCGUGAUCAAGAGAAAUCACUGAACAAGCUAGCUCAAGAGCGAGGCAGAAGUUCCCUAUAUACUUUCCAACAAUUCGACUUUACAUAUAUUUAACGAUAUCGUGCUUCCAUACAAUACUCAGGUUUAAAUAUCCAAGUCAGCCAUUGACCGUGAAAGUCAGUCGUUCUCGCAAAAGUCCAUAUGUAACAUUGAAGAAACAACCACAACAGACAAACAAACCUGGAUUUUAAAACGUGCUUAUUUUGUAAAACAUGAAGUACUGAAAUAGGGUCACACCCAAACUGUUGAAAUAUACAUUGGAUAUGUAAUAGAUCUUGGACAGAAAUUUGGCGUGCUGUAAAUCAUUACCCCGAUAUUUUACUAGAUUUGCUAUCAAGGGACUGAUUCACGAUUUUCCCCACACGUUUUUCAUUUUAAUGAUCAAAUUCUACUGUCUAAUGUGUUUGAAAGGUUUUACACACAAAAAGUAAGGUUAUACAUCAUAACAAAGCUCAUUAUAGAGAGUUUUUAAAUCCAAGCAGGCUACUGACAAAUAAGUUGAUUUUACAGGAGUCUCGUUUAAAGUCCGCAUUUCGCAAAUUAUAUGGUCGUUAUAAUGAUCUAAUUUACAUGUACCAAUACAACCUGUCAUUGGGUCAAAUGCUGUCAUACCAAUUGGUAGGCCGUUUUUUACACUACGGAUUACUCCGUUUACCUGAUCAAGAUAUAGGGCUCACGGCGGGUGUGACCGGUCGACAGGGGAUACUUACUCCUCCUAAGCACCUUAUCCCACCUAUGGCACGUGUAUCCAGGGUUCCGUGUUUGCCCUACUCUUUAUUUUGUAUCCUUUACAGGAGUAAUCAAUCUCAUCACUGUUCGUUAUCUUCUCCUUUCAUUUGUGUCUUUGUAAAAUUUGGAUGCUUUGAAUUACAAAAUUAUCAUUUCACUAGUUUGCUUGUAUACAUAAACGUGUUUGCACAACACAGAAAAGGGUACAUGUAAAAUAUUGCCCUUAAUAAGAGUCUUAUCCUUGUAUCAAAAAGGCCCAAGUUUGGUUAAUCUAAAUGAGUUAUAUUUUUAAUGUUUAACAUAAAAAAUGACAUUUUUUCUUUAAAAAAAAAAGACGUGAAUCAGUUCCUUGAAGAAGGUCCAAAAUUUGGUUGUCAACUUUAAAUGACUUACAUGUAUAUUUUUAAUGUUCAAUAUCUAAGAUAAAAUUCUCCAAAGAUUCA
Molecule: messenger RNA, 5591 nt
Organism: Ostrea edulis (European flat oyster)
Lineage: Eukaryota; Metazoa; Mollusca; Bivalvia; Ostreida; Ostreidae
Product: probable basic-leucine zipper transcription factor D
Exons: 4
Coding region: 460-1215 (251 amino acids)
Biological process (GO): regulation of transcription by RNA polymerase II
Cellular component (GO): nucleus
Molecular function (GO): RNA polymerase II cis-regulatory region sequence-specific DNA binding; DNA-binding transcription factor activity, RNA polymerase II-specific
Source: RefSeq, a predicted model, not a curated record